Messenger RNA from Salvia miltiorrhiza (redroot sage), 3445 nucleotides. RefSeq names its product pentatricopeptide repeat-containing protein At2g03880, mitochondrial-like. Gene Ontology annotation, biological process: RNA modification. Gene Ontology annotation, molecular function: RNA binding; zinc ion binding; protein binding. The transcript has 2 exons. Lineage: Eukaryota; Viridiplantae; Streptophyta; Magnoliopsida; Lamiales; Lamiaceae. The coding region runs from base 120 to 3053 and encodes 977 amino acids. The record is from RefSeq and is a predicted model, not a curated record.
GCAAAUUGAAGUUCCUCCCGCGACAGCAGCAACGCCACAGCCAGCGGCGAAAGCUUUCGUCAAGUCGUCAACAACCAAUAAAUAUCUCAUGAUUUUCAAGUUUUCUCGUAAUUAAUUUAAUGGGAUGCGAUUUCUGCUGUACACAGAUGCGCAAUCCACCACAAACCGCAAUCAGAGGCAUUCUUUCCACUCUCCACGGAGUUCCCGCCAGGCGUUCGACGUUUUGCCCGGCCAAGAACCAUCUCCCGAACUCGCUCAGCUCCCGCUCUUCUAUUUCUACUUCCGCCGCAAGAAUUUCGGAAAAGGCAAAUUGGGAGUUCAGUCGUGGAAGAAAACCGGAAAAGAUACGAUCUUUGCUUGAGCUAAAAACAUCAGAGACUUCUUGUUUGGAGGAAGGAGUCGAGAAAAGUAGGCUUAAAUGGUAUUCGGAAAAGCUGAGAGAUUGUGCAGCUGGAAUGUGUCGUAGAGAAGGCAGAGUGAUUCAUGGCUGUAUUAUUCGAAGAGGGACCGAGCCUGAUGUGCACCUGUGGGUUUCUUUGAUAAACUUUUAUGCAAAAUGUGGGGCAUUGGAGUUUUCGCGCGGCGUGUUUGAGCAAAUGCCGGUUAAAGACGUAGUGUCGUGGACUGCUCUGAUAUCGGGUUAUGUAGCUCAAGGGAAUGGCAGAGAGAGUGUUGAGUUGUUCUAUGAAAUGAGGAGUGAUGACGUGAGGCCGAACGAGUUCACUCUGGCCACCGUGUUGAAGGGCUGCUCGCUGUCGUCGGAUUUGGGCUUUGGGAAGCAAGUGCACGCGGAGGUGGUUAAGAUUGGCGUUCUCUCGGAUGCUUACAUCGGUUCAUCUCUGAUUGACCUUUACUCGAAAUGUGGGGAGAUGGAGUAUGCGGACGACAUUUUCUGUAUGAUGCCGGAGAAAAAUGCUUUUUUGUGGAGCGCUUUGCUUAAUGGUUAUGCACAGAUGGGAAAUGGUGAGGCGGUCUUACGAUUAUUUUUGAGAAUGACUGAGCCAGAGUUGAGGUUUAGUAACUUCACGUUGUCGAUUGUGUUGAAAGGAAUAGCUAGCUCCGGUGCUCUUAGAGCUGGUCAGGCGAUCCAUUCAAUGGUGAUCAAGAUUGGUGGUGAACUUGAUGAUUUUGUUACAUGUAGCCUAGUUAAUUUGUACUCAAAAUGUGGAGUGGCGGAUGACGCCCUAAAAGUGUUUAGGAAGAUAAAUAAUCCGGAUAUAGUUGCGUGGAGCUCGAUUAUCAGCGUGCUGGAUCACCAAGGUUUGAAGGAAGAAGCAGCCAAGUUGUUUCAACUGAUGAGGGAAUCUGGUGUGAGGCCAAAUCAGUUCACUCUCUCAAGUCUUGCUAGUGCUGCCACCGAUAUAGGUGACCUGAGCUAUGGCCGAAGCAUUCAUGGCUGUGCUUACAAGUAUGGGCUCGAAUCUGAUGAUUUGUUGAGUAAUGCGUUGAUUUCCAUGUACAUGAAGCUUGGAUCAAUAUUGGAGGGGUACCGUAUCUUUGAUAGAAUGACUAAUCGGGAUGUCAUUUCUUGGAACGCCCUCUUAUCCGGAUUCCAUGAUGAUGGAACUUCUGAUGAAGGAACCAGGAUUUUCAGACAGAUGCUUGCUGAUGGUUUUAGGCCCAAUAUGUAUACUUAUGUUAGCACUUUAAGGUCAUGUUCGAGCCUCUUGAAUGUUGAAGUUGGGAGACAAGUUCAUGCCCACAUAAUAAAAGACAAAUUCGACACAGAUGAUUAUGUUGGGACUGCUCUGAUCGACAUGUAUGCCAAGUGCGGGCGCAUGGAGCACGUGGAAGCCAUAUUUAACACGUUAGACGAGAAAGAUGUCUUCACUUGGACUGUUAUGAUCUCAGGCUUCUCACAGACGAAUCAAGGAGAAAAGGCGGUUCAUUGCUUCAAUGAGAUGCGGAGAGAAGGUGUUGUUCCUAACGAGUUCACCGUUGCUAGCUGUUUGAGGGGUUGCUCCGGGCUUGCCAGCCUUGAGGGUGGACGACAGUUGCACUCGUUGGCAGUUAAAGCUGGGCUGUCUACUGACAUUUUUGUAUCCAGCGCACUGGUUGACAUGUACGGGAAGUGUGGAUACAUCGAUGAUGCUGAAAUCCUGUUUGGUGGAAUGAAACUGCGUGACACUGUCAUGUGGAACACAAUGAUAUGCGGAUAUUCUCAACACGGAGAGGGCGAUAAGGCUCUUCAAGCGUUUAGUAAAAUGAUGAACGACAGACUGCUGCCCGAUGGAAUCACCUUUCUAGGUAUCCUCUCUGCCUGCAGCCACAUGGGAUUGGUUGAAGAAGGGAAGAAGUAUUUUCACUCAAUGAGUGAAUCCUAUGGAAUUUCUCCCAGUAUCGAGCACUAUGCUUGCUUGAUCGAUGUGCUUGGUCGAGCAGGCAGAUUCGAUGAGGUUGAAUGCCUUAUUGAAGAUAUGGAGCUAACUCCAAAUGCUUUGAUAUGGGAGAAUGUACUUGGUGCUUGCAGACUCCAUGGAAAUGUGGAAUUGGGUGAAAAAGCUGCUGAGAAACUCUUUCAAAUGGAUCCUGAAACAGAUUCAAACUACGUUUUGCUAUCUAAUCUAUAUGCUGCAAAAGGGAGGUGGGACGAUGCCUCCAAGAUUCGAGCAUCCAUGUCAAGUAAAGGCGUAAAGAAGGAACCUGGAUGCAGCUGGGUUGAGGUUGAUGCUCAAGUUCAUGUCUUCUUAUCUCAGGAUGCAUCACACCCGAGGCUAUCGGAUAUCCAUCAGAAGCUGGGGGAGUUGGGAAACGCGGUCACUGAAGCAGGGUAUGCACCCGAUGCAGAGCAUUCACUUCAUAAUGUUUCGGGCAAGGAAAGGGUGGAUAAUCUCUUACAUCACAGUGAGAGGUUAGCUUUAGGGUUUGCUCUCAUAAACAGGAGCAAUGCUGCUGGGAAGAUCAGGAUUUUCAAGAAUCUUCGUAUCUGUGGAGACUGUCAUGAAUUUAUGAAGUUUGUGUCGGGCACCAUGGAUCGAGAGAUCAUAGUUCGUGAUAGAAACCGCUUCCACCACUUCCACCACGGCGUGUGCUCGUGUAAAGAUUAUUGGUGAUGAUGUUGUUAUCAUCGGGUGCUGAUUCGAGCUGUAGCAACUGCCAUCGGAUGUAAAGAAUACACGAAUCAAGAUCAUCCUCUUUAGUGAAUCCUGAGGUGAGUGAAGUUGGCCUUGUGUUUCGAGUCUUGGCUCGGAAAAUCGCUCAUCGCGGCUGUGGCUUUGUGGUGGAAGACAUGAAAGGAGCAGAUUGUGAAGUGAUUUUGCAGUUUGAAGGUAUCAUAUGCAAAGCAUUUUUAACUGUGGUAAAUCUGAGAGCAGCAGCAGUGAUUUCAUUCAAGCAUGUACAAAUAGAUUUUAAGGGAUGAGAAUUGAAACAAAAUCACGUUGAUUGUGGACAUAUAGGCAGCACAUUUUUGACUUGAUCAAACACAAAUUUUUUUACUUGUCUA